Molecule: messenger RNA, 2021 nt
Organism: Culex pipiens pallens (northern house mosquito)
Lineage: Eukaryota; Metazoa; Arthropoda; Insecta; Diptera; Culicidae
Exons: 4
Coding region: 339-1088 (249 amino acids)
Source: RefSeq, a predicted model, not a curated record
CGCUCGCUCGCUCGCGAAAACCCGAAGUUGCGCACCGAAGUGCACGUGCUCGUUCGGUCAGUCUAGGCCGCCGUGUCUGAUCUACCUGCUCGAUCGUCGGACCAACGGCGAGUUACUCUUGAAGUGUCUCUCUAGCGAGCAAGUUGCUUUUCACCAGAAGAGGAGGCAGAAGCGGCCCUGCAGCCCCGUGCGCACCAGACUUGGCCAAGCAGAAGCGAAACCUGAUAUUUUGUUAGCUUCUUAUUUAUAGCACCACCACCCCCUCUGCCCUGUCCUGUCCGCCCUGUAACUUAACUUAACUUAAGUAGUAGUAGUCAACAACAACAACAACAAAAGUCAUGAAGAACCUGCUGCUAGUGACGGCCGUGAUAUGCAGUGCCCUGGUGGCAGUGCGGGCCAACCCCGUGCCGGAAGCGCGACCAGACCCGGAACCAAAGACCGACAUCGAGCUGAUGAAGAUUCCCCUGGAGGGAGAUAAGGAACUGGACGUCAUCACGCUGGUCGACUCCGGUGACCAGAAAAUCAACGAGCGAAACAAGCGGACAAUCGGUAUUCUGCGGGAGCUGUUCCCAACCAUCUCGCAGAUUCUGGAUCAGAAAAUCCAGAUGAUCACCUCCUAUUUGUUCCGCACGAUUGGGCCGAUCCUGCUGCGCAGCGGUCUGGGUGGAGGCGCUGGCGGGGACAACGCCGGCAGCCGCGGAUCCACCGACGACGAUUUCGAUGAUGAUUUUGACGAUGAUGAUGACGACAAGAACAUCUCCAGCGACAAUGGACGCAAAGUGAGCAUCUCGUUGCCCACGUUCCCCCCGAGCACCGACGACGCGGACAGCGAUGCCGACGACGACAAGGCGACUGGCAGCACUGCCGCAAGCGCGACCUCGGACGAGAACGAAAUCCGGAAACGGAGCGCGGCGCUGCGCAGUGCCACCACCGACUCGACGGCCGAGCCAUCGCUGUCCACGUUGAGUCCCACGACGACCGAACCGGUUGCACCUAGCACCACUGUCGGCGGUAGCAGCGCUGAACAAGCGGCACCUACAACCACCAGAACUAACGCACAAGAAAGCACCGAGACCAACUUGGUAUGAGGCUUGGCCGAAGGCACUAACGGUCCCCAGUAGCGUUGAAACCAGUAACCAAAACCACCAGUAUCAAGAGAAAUCGGGAAGCCCUUUUAGAGAAGACUGUCUGGCGUAGGACGCCAAACAACAGUAGUUCAGAAAACCUUCAACGCCAUCGUAGUGUACAACACCAGUGUAGUAGCCGAGCAAAUACACCGCACAUCAACGAUUCGAACAUGAUUUGUUAAUUCCGUAUAUACAAAAGUAGCGCUCUCUUCCGCACUAUGCUGCGCCAUCUGGCUCCCUCUAGCUGUCGCUCAUCCGCUCAUUGGCGCCUCACCCUGUGUCUCUCAUAACCAACCAACAACCCAUCUGUAGCUUAACCCUUGUAAUCCGUCGAACCUAACGUGACCGUUGCAGUCAUUAGAACCGUAGAAUCUAACCGCCCAUUGCUUUCAUCUCUCACCAUUCUCCAUGCUCGCUAGCGCUCCAUCUGGUGGCCACUAGCGAAACCACCACCACCUUUCACUCUCUCCGUCCGAUACCGUACGUUCAAGAUGACGCUGUAUGGAAUCGUUCGCCCUCUCUCUGUCUGUCUGUCUGACUGUCUCUCUCUCAGUACUUCUCUCUCAUCUCUUACUUCUCUCAGAACGCAGUCGCGAGUUGUCUGCGCGAUUCUUCCGUGUGUUUGUGUGAUCGCUCUCUCUCGCUCUCUCCCUACUUCUCUCUGUGUUUCUGACGGAUCUUCUGUGGAGCAAACCCUAACCCAUACGUUUCCACCUCUCCUAAAUGUUGUAAUUUUCUCAUUCUAUUCAGUACUAUUGGAUAAAACCCGAACCAAACAAUCGUAGCAUGAUACAAAAAUCAAAAUUAUAUGCAUUCUAAAUUUCAUCUGAUGCCCAUUUCAUCUCUUCCAUCGCUGCCAAAAACCCAAAACCAAACUCUGAACCUUCCCAAAAA